Periophthalmus magnuspinnatus is the source of this 4968-nucleotide messenger RNA. RefSeq names its product nectin cell adhesion molecule 1b (gene nectin1b). The record is from RefSeq and is a predicted model, not a curated record. The coding region runs from base 663 to 2144 and encodes 493 amino acids. The transcript is spliced from 6 exons. Gene Ontology annotation, biological process: heterophilic cell-cell adhesion; homophilic cell-cell adhesion; protein localization to cell junction. Gene Ontology annotation, cellular component: adherens junction. NCBI's taxonomy places the organism in Eukaryota, Metazoa, Chordata, Actinopteri, Gobiiformes, Gobiidae.
GCACAGUGGCAGAUCUGCGGGGCGGAGCGCGUAGCCUCACACCGCUGCUCUCCAUUUGGUCCAAAAACAAGGAGCUAUCGGGGUUCAUCUGUGAUCCCCACUCUUCAUACAACUUUACUGCUCUUCUGGCCCAGGGGCUGUGUACGGGACGUUCGGACGUGCGUAAAGGUCUAAACCAUCUUUUAACUGCUCUACGAAGGAGACAAACGGCGACAUUCUCCCGGAGGAACUCUGCAAGUAUUGGAAACUUCCCAACCCAGCAUCGAUCGAAGACCUCCCGCCCACUUUACCUCCACAACAGUGGAAGGAGGCUGGAGUAACAAAGGCUGCAUGGUUCAGUAGAACUCGUCUUUGCCUUCGUCUUUUUGACACACGGACUCUAAAGCUGCUUGGAUUUGAACAGAGGGACUCUGAGGCUGUAGUAACAGUGCAAACUCUGCACGAGGAAUAGCCGCAGAUCUUGAAUUGAUGCUUAAUCACAGAAAAGCGCAUCGGAGAGCACCCACUUUGGCAAAAGUCUGCUACUUCUGCUCUACGACUGAGCUGCACUAGUUAUUUGUAUUUGUGGGAUUUGCACAAGUUGCAUGCGCGUUUUCUGUCGCCUGUGAGCCGCAUCCAUCCGCUGUCAGGUUAUCAGAGACGUUCCGGAUAGUUGAGGAGCCAUGGCGAUGUGUUUUGGCUUAUGGAUACUGGCGUUGGCGCUGCGCCUUCAAGCUGGCUACGGACAGAUGGUACAGAUGGACCCCAGUAAGUCGGGCUUCGUGGGCUCCCAGGUGGAACUACGCUGCAUUUUCGUUAACAGUAACCCGCCGGUCAAGAUCUCCCAAGUCACCUGGCAGAAGGUCGUUAACGGUACCAAGCACAACGUGGCCAUAGCUAACCCGGCUCUGGGAGUGUCCGUGCUGCCCCCGUACAAGGAGCGUGUGAGUUUCAAACAGGCUGCAGUGCGCCAUCGGACCCCCUCGCUGGAAGACACCACGAUCGUCUUCUCUAACCUGCAGCUGUCAGACGAAGCUGCGUACAUCUGCGAGUACACUACGUUUCCUGCGGGGAACCGGGAGAACACGGUCAACCUCACCGUCUUUGCUCGACCUUCGACCCGCAUGACCCUCACAUCGCCCACCAUCGUCGCCAGGGCACAGAAGCGCAAGACGACAGUAGCCACCUGCGUAUCGGCCAACGGCAAGCCCCCGAGUAUCAUCAGAUGGGACACGCGGUUGAAGGGGGAGGCCACGUUCCAGGAGACGCGAAACCAGAACGGGACGGUGACUGUGAGGAGCAACUACAUGGUGAUCCCGAGUAGAGAGACGCAUAAGCAGAAACUCACCUGCAUCGUGACGUACCGCAGCGAGAAGAUCACGGACAGUGUGGUGCUCAAUGUGCAAUAUGAGCCUGAGGUGAAGAUCGAGGGCUUUGAUGGAAACUGGUACCUGAACCGCCAGAACGUACAGCUGACCUGCAGAGCCGACGCCAACCCUCCUGUCACCGUCUACCAGUGGAAGCUUUUAAACGGAUCCAUUCCCAGCAAUGUGGAAAUCAAAAACAACACGCUAUUCUUCAGGGGGCCCGUGACCUAUGACCUUGCAGGAACAUACGUGUGCGACGCCACCAACGGCAUCGGCACUCGCACGGGGAUCGUGGACGUCAACAUCACAGAAUACCCUAACAACUUGCCAGUCGAGGACCCAGACCCCAGUUCCGACCUGCACAACCCCGGGGCGGCCAUCGGGGGCGCUGUGGGGGGAGUUGUCCUGCUGGGCCUAGCUGCUAUUCUGCUCUUCGUGUUCCUGCGCCGGCGCCAGAGGACCUUCAAAGGCGACUACAGCACCAAAAAGCACGUCUUCGGUAACGGUUACGCAAAGGCAGGUGGGUUACCGGCACAUCCUCCCAUGCCAAAGAACCUGCAGUACCCGGACGAUUCAGAUGACGAGAAAAAGUCGGCGCAGAUCGGCGUCACCGGUAGCGACUUCGAUGCAGACGGUGAGGAUUUGAAGAGGCCCUAUUUCACGGUGGACGAGGGCGAAUCGCGGGAUUACGACGAGCGGACUCUUGCUUUCCAGUAUGAUCCUGAACCCGAGCUAGCCGACGAUAUGAUCUCCCAAACCGACGGCUCGGUUAUCUCUAAGAAAGAGUGGUACGUGUAAGGGCAUGCCGCAUUCAAAAACCAAACAGUCACCCUCCCCGUCACCCGCCGCACCCACCCACCCACAUCCCACCGUGCACCCAUCACCUGACCCCCACCCAACUGUCACGACACCCCCAAAACUCCCACGCACCAUUGGACUCCAGUAGAAAUUUGUCUCUUAGAUGCUAUAAUCACAUCAUUGGUAUCAGAUCCAUCAGGGGGAAUGGUUCACUGUGAGAGCAAUAGGAGCCGGACUUUACAGAGAGGAUUUAUGAGUUGGUCAAAACUGGUGUUAUUUUUGUGCAUUUUUUCAUGUUUUAAAUGUAUUAAAUGUAUCAAAAGAAAGAGACUGCAGGUUGAACAUUUUUGCUGAGCACAUUGUGAAAGUCCUACACUGGAUAUAAAGUACAGUACAGUUGUUUGAUUUUGUAUUUCCAUUGUUUAUUGCUUUAUAUUGUUAUUUUUUAAGUCUUUUUGUAUGAUUUUUAACUUGGGAACAGAGAGUUAGAUGUCCGAAACUAAAGUGGGUUUUUAGUGUUUGUAAUAUUGUGGUCAAAUGUUUCAGAAAAGAGAAAAAAACAUGUUUUAAAAGCACCUGUAUGACUUUCCCCUGAUUCAUGGUGUUACAGACUUUUACAGUUACAAGCACUGCUAUUUUCCCCAUUGUAUUUCAUGAAACCAUUGUUAAUGUGUAACGUUAAGGGUCAAUCUACUGAUGUAGGCAGUACUUGGAUCCCAAUUGCCUUUAUUUCAGCCCCAGUUUAAACGGCUGAUGAAAUGAACUGUAUACUUUGCAGUGCACCGGGACUCAACUGAUAAAGGUAAAACAUUUUCCUGUGGAUUACCAUUAUGUUCAAAUGUCUUAACACUUUUUACAUUUUGUUGAGUGCCCUUCUAUGAAAACUCCUCAGUACUGUCUUAAGUAACCUGCAGGUUUUCAUGAGGAGACGCCAUGGACUCAAAUGACGAGAAAGAUGCUACUAUCGUUUUAAUAUGUAAAGGGAAAAUCAAUGUUGGUGACUUUGCUGGAUUUUAAUGUCACCUGCUGCUUUUGUUUUGUUUUUAUUAUUAUUUGUAAUUAAUUUUAGAUUUAUUGGUGGAUUGUUGUCUUUCAAAUAUGAAUCCGUCUGCAGUAACAUCCAAAGGCAUUACUCAUCUGGCUAUUUCAGUCACUCAAAACCAGUGGAGGCUUAAGGCGAGCUGAUAAUGUCUUGUUUCCUUCCCAUUACACAAUCCGAAAAUCCAUUUAAAACAAACACAAGAGGCUCAGUGCAAGAAGUAAAACAAUGCAAAAGCCUGUAGAUGUGCUUAAGCACCUAUCUGGCUCUGAAAAAUAUAAAUACUGUAUUAAGCCUUAUUUUAUGCAUGAUUUUCUGUGGGAGUGGAAGUGCAUAUGUUGCUAUUUUUUCUGUUUGGAUUCAGUGCAUUCAAAAGCGGCAACAAUGUCCCUGUUGUCAGUAUUAACAGACUGUGGGUGCACAAUCCCCAGUAACAAUAUGCCACUUUUAAUACAGACCUCCAUAUACAGUAAAUAAAUGCAUUCAUACAAAUAGAAAUAUAUAGCAGAGGCUGGACACAUCCUGCUCAGAGUUUUUUAGAACAUGCUUGUCUACUCUGUGUAAAUAGGUGAGCAUGUUAAUAAUCAUGAGCCUCAAACCCAAAUGGGGAAACUCGCAGCACUAUCAUGGUACAAUCUGUUCAUUCUAGUGUACAGUUACUUUUCUGUUGUACAGAAAGGAAAAUGAAAGUUGUAUCCAAGCAUUUCACGAAAAGGGAAUGUUUUUUUCAGCCUACUAGCUUUUAUUUCCUUUAAUAUAUAUUUUUUUUAAUUCCAAAAAUCACUGUAGCAUUCAAUAACGGCACCAAUUAUGUAGUAACUUCAUUUGUAUGGGUACUACAAUUUCUACUGUGGCUAAAAUAACCAUUUAAUUUCAGGUUAAGAUCAGUGUUUUUGUUUCAUGUGCAAGCUUUCGUUUUAAUCUACAGUUAUGUUUAUUUUAAAAACACUAUAUGGCUGCAGCCCCGUUUGCAUUGUAUCAUUUUUAUUUGGUUUAUUCUCGCAUUCAGUGCCUAUAACACCAAAAGACUUUAGCAAAUGUGAUUGGCUGCUGCGUUCAUUCACAGAAAAGGGCCAAACUGUGACAUAGAGUAAGUAUGUCUUUUCUCUCUAAAUGCAGUAACGCUGGAUAGUCUUACUACAACUUGUGUCUUAGCCGACCAUGUCUGACAUAUUGAAGCACAAACUGUCUAAAUCCUAUAAAAAGAGAUUUCAAUUGGGCCAAUUUUGAAAGCACAAGUAGGUUUUAUUUAGUCACUGCCACAUUUUCAGACAAAAUGGAGAGUUAUUUUUUAAUCUGAUCUGAGUUGUGUCUUUUUUCAUCGUCUUUCUGUUCAAUCAUGAGUUCCACUGUAACUUCAUUCCAUCUUCUCCUUUUUGUAUUUGUUGGACAUUCCACUGUAAAUAUUGUACAUAUGGUUGAAAACAUAGUUGGGAUUUAUUUAGAGAUGUAGAGCCCAGUUCAUGUAAAAUAUACCUAUUUUGACUGCAAAAAUAGAGACUCAACAAUGGCUAUAAACGAAAGAUGAUUCAUAGCUUCUUUCCAAAGUCGUACCCCAAAAAUACCGUUUCAAAAUGCCACUAGCGACUUCACUGUCAUGCAGAGGGUUUUGCAUACAGUUCGUCCAUGUAACGUCAACAGAAAAAGAAAAAGAGAGACUUGUGUAUGCAGCCAUGUGAAUGUAUAUUUCUGAGGGUGUUACAAAAAAUCUCUUGUUCAAUUGUGAUGAUACAGUGAAGUAACUUGUAUUUGUUUUCAACAUUAAAUGAGUUCAAUAGUCAAAAA